GCAGGGGUGGGGCCCGGGAGCCGCCAGACGCCCUGACGGGCGGGGGCACGUCAGCACGAGCUUCGCCGGUUGCCGGGAGAACCCAUAACAACAAAAGGCGCGGGCGGCGGCGGUGGCUGCGGCGCGGCGGAGUGAAGUGAAGCCGAGAAGUCCUGCGCUGCGCUGGCCGCCUGAGACGGGCUUUCUCGAACCGGGGUCCAGAUCUUACGUAAAAUGGAUGUGUCUCACACUAGAUGAUGGAUAUUAAGUAGAAAAUCUAUUUAGUAAAAUCUAAGCUGCUAUGGAAGAAAUACCAGUUAAAGUUGCUAUAAGAAUUAGACCUCUGCUGUGCAAAGAAGUUCUUCAUAAUCAUCAAGCUUGUGUGAGAGUUAUUCCAAACACCCAACAAAUUAUCAUUGGGAGAGAUAGAAUCUUUACUUUUGAUUUUGUUUUUGGCAAAAAUUCCACUCAAGAUGAAGUUUAUAAUACCUGUAUAAAGCCAUUAGUGUUGUCACUCAUUGAGGGCUAUAAUGCAACCGUUUUUGCCUAUGGACAGACUGGAUCUGGGAAGACAUACACCAUCGGAGGAGGCCAUGUUGCUUCAGUUGUGGAGGGUCAAAAAGGUAUCAUUCCUCGUGCUAUCCAAGAAAUAUUUCAAAACAUCUCUGGAAAGCCUAGCAUUGACUUUAAUAUAAAAGUGUCUUAUAUAGAAGUAUACAAGGAAGACCUAAGAGAUCUUCUAGAAUUGGAGACAUCAGUAAAAGAUCUUCACAUCCGAGAAGAUGAAAAGGGAAACACAGUGAUUGUUGGGGCCAAGGAAUGCCAGGUGGAGAGUGCAGAUGAAGUGAUGAGUCUCCUGGAGAUGGGAAAUGCAGCCAGGCAUACGGGUACGACCCAAAUGAAUGAGCACUCCAGUAGAUCACACGCAAUUUUCACCAUCAGCCUUUGUCAAGUGGACAAAAAUAGAAAGGCAGCUGAAGAUGGAUCAUGGCAUUCCCAUCGGCAUAUUGUCUCAAAGUUCCACUUUGUGGAUUUGGCUGGAUCAGAAAGAGUAACCAAAACGGGGAAUACUGGUGAACGUUUCAAAGAAUCCAUUCAGAUCAACAGUGGGUUGCUCGCUUUAGGAAAUGUAAUAAGUGCUCUUGGAGACCCACGCAAGAAGAGUUCACAUAUUCCAUACAGGGAUGCUAAAAUUACCCGGCUUCUGAAAGACUCCCUGGGAGGCAGUGCCAAGACCGUCAUGAUCACUUGUGUCAGCCCAUCCUCCUCAGAUUUUGAUGAGUCCUUAAAUUCUCUCAAAUAUGCUAACAGAGCACGCAACAUUAGAAACAAACCCACCUUAAACUUUAGCCCUGAGUCAGACCGUAUGGACGAAAUGGAAUUUGAGAUUAAGUUGCUUCGAGAAGCUUUGCAAAGCCAGCAGGCUAGUGGCAGCCAAACUAGCCAGAUCCAUCAGGAGGGAACUCCUGAUAAAAAUAAGAUCCAUUCUCUUGAGGAGCAAGUCACUCAGCUACAAGGAGAAUGUCUGGGUUACCAAAACUGUUUAGAGGAAGCCUUUACCUUUCUGGUGGAUUUAAAAGAUUCUGUGAGACUAAAUGAAAAGCAGCAACACAAACUGCAGGAAUGGUUUAACAUGACCCAGGAGGUCACCUUGUUCAGAGGACACCGGGCCGUUGGAAACCUGGAAGAAGGACCACAGCAUAUUACAGUUCUCCAGCUGAAGCGAGAGCUUAAGAAAUGCCAGUGUGCUCUUGCUGCUGAUGAAGUAGUAUUUAAUCAGAAGGACUUGGAGGUGAAGGAGCUAAAGAAUCAAGUGCAAAUGAUGGUGCAGGAAAACAAAGGACAUGUUGUUUCUUUGAAAGAAGCACAAAAAGUGAAUAGAUUACAGAAUGAAAAAAUAAUAGAACAACAACUUCUUGUGGAUCAACUGAGUGAAGAACUAACAAAACUUAACCUGUCAAUGACUUCUUCAGUAAAGGAAACUUGUGGAGAUGGGCCAGAUACCAGGAUACUUGAAAAGAGACCAUACACUGUACCAUUUGAUACUCGUUUGGGGCAUUAUAUUUAUAGUCCAGCAAGAUUGGAUUCCAGGAAGGUCCACACAAGCCCUUCUGUAUACUCUCUGGAUCGACUAGUUGCGGGAUUUCGAACACAAAGUCAGAUGCUGCUGGGUCACUUAGAAGAACAGGAUGAAGUCCUCCAAUGCCAAUUUUCUGAUAACAGUGAUGAUGAAGAGUCAGAAGGCCAAGAGAAAUCUGAAAUUAGACGUAGAAGUUGUUCAUGGAUUCAGAAGCCAGGCUCUGUUUGUUCACUUGUUGAAUUGAAUGAUAUUCAGGAUCAAACACAAAAGUCAGGAUUGGAGAAUGAAGAUUUAAAGAUUGAAUGUCUCCAGGAGAGUCAAGAGUUGAAUUUGCAAAAAUUAAGAAAUUCAGAACUCAUACUUACUGAAGCUAAACAAAAAAUGAGAGAACUUACUAUUAACAUCAAGAUGAAGGAAGAUCUGAUUAAAGAAUUAAUUAAAACAGGUAAUGAUGCCAAGUCAGUAAGCAAGCAGUAUUCUCUGAAAGUAACAAAACUUGAACAUGAAGCAGAACAGGCAAAAGUGGAAUUAACUGAAACAGAAAAGCAACUACAGGAACUGGAAAACAAAGAUCUUUCUGAUGUUGCUUUGAAGGUAAAAUUACAGAAGGAAUUCCGUAGAAAGAUGGAUGCCGCUAAGCUAAGAAUCCAGGUCUUACAGAGAAAGCAUCAAAAUAGUAAGAAAUUGGCGUCACUGUCAAUCCAAAAUGAGAAACGUGCUAAUGAACUAGAGCAGAAUGUAGAUCACAUGAAAUAUCAAAAGGUACAGCUGCAAAAAAGACUUCGAGAAGAAAACGAAAAAAGGAAGCAACUGGAUGCAGAAAUUAAGCGGGAUCAACAAAAAAUCAAAGAACUGCAGUUAAAAACAGAACAGAAAGAUCUAAAACUGAAAGCUGAGGACCUUGAUGCGUUUAAGGUGAAAAAGAGAAAAGGUUCAUUUGGAAGUAUAGACCAACUCCAGAAAUUGGAUAAACAAAAGAAAUGGUUAGAUGAAGAAGUAGAGAAAGUUCUGAAUCAACGCCAAGAAUUAGAGGAGCUGGAAGAAGACUUAAAGAAACGGGAGGCCAUAGUUUCAAAGAAGGAGGCCCUGUUACAGGAGAAGAGCCACCUGGAAAGUAAGAAGUUGCGAUCUAGUCAGGCUUUGAACACAGACAGUUUAAAAAUAUCAACUCGCCUGAGCUUGUUGGACCAAGAGUUGUCUGAAAAGAAUGUGCAGCUCCAGAGCAGCACAGCUGAGGAGAAAAUAAAGAUUUCAGAACAAGUACAGGCCCUCCAGAGAGAAAAGGAUCAGCUGCAGAGACAAAGAAACAGCGUGGAUGAGAAACUUAAAAAUGGUACCGUGUUGUCACCUGAAGAAGAACAUGUUCUUUUCCAACUUGAAGAAGGGAUUGAAGCUUUGGAAGCCGCAAUUGAAUACAAGAAUGAAAGUAUCCAGAGUCGCCAGAACUUGCUCAGAGCUUCAUUUCAAAACCUCUCUCGUAGUGAAGCAAAUGUCUUAGAAAGACUAAUUUGCCUGAGUCCUGUUGAGAUUAGAGCUGUUCUUUUCAGAUAUUUCAAUAAGGUGGUUAAUUUGCGAGAAGUUGAACGGAAACUAAAGUUACAGAAUGAAGAAAUUAAAAUGAAAGUUCUGGAACGGGAUAAUGUGGUUCGUGAGUUAGAAUCUGCACUGGAACAUCUGAAAUUUCAGUGUGACCGGAGACUGAUCCUCCAGCAAAAAGAACACGAGCAAAAAAUGCAGCUGCUGUUACAUCAUUUCAAAGAGCGAGAUGGGGAAGGCAUUGUGGAAACUUUAAAAAAUUAUGAAGAUAAAAUCCAGCAGCUGGAAAGAGAUCUAUAUUUCUAUAAGAAAACCAGCAGAGAUCUGAAGAAGAAACUCAAGGAACUGAUAGGGGAAGCAUUUCGGCGGCAACUAGUACCAUCAGAAAAUCAUGAUGCUGGAGAUGGAGUUCAGAACCCAGAAAAAGCCGGCCUGGCUUCAGAAGAAUUAAAAUGGGCAUCCAGAACUGAAAGUAUGAAAUUAAGUGGAAGGGAAAGACAAUUAGACAGUUCCACAAGCAGUUUAAGAACACAGCCAAAUCCUCAGAAGCUCUGGGAAGAUGGCCCAGAAUUACCUCCAAUGUAUAGCUCUGUAGCACCCACUGGUGGGCAUUUGUUAAGCAGUGAGGACAAAACCGAAAUAGAUGAAAAUCAGUUUACAAAAUCUAACAGUCGACCAUCAACCCAAAUUCAGCCAGUCAGAAAUGUCGGACAGCUGCAUGGUGUCACACCUGUAAAGUUGUGUCGCAAAGAGUUACGCCAAAUUUCUGCCUUGGAACUAUCAUUACGACGUUCCAAUCUUGGAGCUGGGGUUGGAUCUAUGACUGCUGAUUCCCUUGAAGUAGCUAGGAAAGUGAGUGACUUAAAAACCUAGGCAUUUAAAAAGAAAAACUUUAAUUUAGAAGAUGUGUAAGAUUCCUUUUUCUAACCUGUUAAAAAUUAAAUUUUAAGUUCACUAGCUCUUCCCUCAGGAUAAAGAAGAAGGAGAGGAAGGAAUCCUUUUGUAUACUGUGAAUGUGUGUUUUCUUCCAAGAUUGUUUUGCUCUAAUUAUUAUAUAAACUUCAGUCUGGAAUUAAGAACUAAAUACUGAUUUGCCCAACAAAUACAGCUUGUACAUUUUCAUAUUUUUCAAUCACAAAAAAUAUCCCAUUUUAUUAUUUUGUUACUUAUGUUAUUUUUGUUAGUUUUUCAAACUUUCACUUGUAAAAUAAAGCUUUUUCUUUAACUAACUAAUGUUUGAGUGGAACAGCAGCAAAAUCACCCUGAUUUACAGAAGUCUGCUCCGUUAGAGUAACCCACUUUCUUACUGACUCCAAUUUUUCUUAUCUGAUGCUGCUAAUGUUUUCUUUUGUUCUUUCUUCUGUUGCUAUUGACCCUGACCAUCUUACCUGGCACCCAAACUGUUGUCCUGUGCUCAAAGACUUCUAAUUUCUAGCCCCUAGGGAGUAGGAUUCCUUGGUCCCACUGGUAAAAACCAGUUCCUAUAGGAAAAGAAAAUCAAACCAAAACUAACUUCUAAAUUGGUGAAUAGUUUUUGUAUCUCUAAAGUAUGGUAUUAAAAAUAAAUUAUGGAUUAAAUAGACUUCUGUGGACUUAACUGGGAAUGGAACCAUAAUAUAUAAUGUUGGCCAAUUAGAAACUGCUUCAUCCAACAAAUUAACAAACGAAGUUAGAAAUUUAAUUUGUAACAGAGCCUAUUUGAAGCCAGACUGGUUUUAAGCCAGGUUGGUUUUUUUUUUGUCUUUGGUUUGUAUGAUAUAUGCUUAAUAUAUACCAUAUAUAAUGUGUGAUAUAUGUGUAUUGUUUUGCUAAGUCAUAUCCAACUCUUUUGUGACCCCAUGGACUGUAGCCCACCAGGUUCCUUUGUCCAUGAGAUUUCCAGGCAAGAAUAUUGGAGGGGUUGCCAUUUCCUUCUCCAGGAGAUCUUCCUGACCCAGGGAUUGAACCCACAUCUCCUGCGCUGGCAGGCAGAAUCUUUACCACUGAGCCACAGGGAAGACUGCUAUGUGUAUAAAAUGGCACAAGGCCAGUGUCUUAAAAAAGCAUAUCAAUCAUAUGUUUAAUAAUAAGUACAGGUUUAUUAAUGAAGGUCCUAAUUUUAAAUUCCUUAUAAGAUUAAGUACUACUUAGAAAUAAUUCAUAUAAGAAUAUAUUUUAACUUUGGAAUUCUGCUGCCUGCCCAAGAAAUUGACACAUACUUGUUUUACCUGUGGAAAUACAAAUGCAUUUUCUAAAAGCCAGCUCACUAACAAAACAAUAAAAUUUAUAUUAAACCAACAAUGAGUAGAUUUAAUAAUGCAAAUGUGAACUGACUUCUAAAUAACAAAUAUAUAAUUUUUCCCCUUUUUGGUUAAACAUAUAUCCUUUAUGUGCUAUGAUGGAUUUCAUGUACAUACUCAAACACACAUGUUAAGAAUGACCUGAAUAAUAUAUUCUAGGAAUGAAACUUUUGUCUUUCUAUUUAGUCAGUGCACUUACAAAGGAAACAAAAUUUUAAGGCACCUCCCCAAAAGCAAGUACAAUUUUUCUUACAUACACCACUAAUAAAUUUUACUCUUAUUUCACAUGCUGUCCUUAAGUCUGAACAUUUUGUCAUUGUGUUUGCCUUCUUGCAUGUGUAUGAAAUAUGUGGGGUUCUUUUGUUCAUUAUAUUUUUUCCACCUAUAACAGCAUUUGGAAAGAAAGAUAUUUGCCUCCAUAAAGUACUAGUUCCUUCCCUAACUCCAGAGUGUUGUAGAUAACGGGUUGGAGAACUCUGAAUAUGGGAACCAAGAGUAGCAAGAACAUCAUUGAAGGUGCUUUUGUGCUUUAAUGUUUGUUUUCUUUUGCUAAUGUUUUUUUCCCCCUCAGUUCUUCAUAUCUUCAUGAAGUCAGGGUCCAAGAAGUCAGCAAAAUAUAUAUAUAUAUAUGAUCUUCCGUAAUGUGGACUUGAUUGCCAUUGGCUUGUUUGUAACAGCCCAGGUCAAUAAAGUGAUAAAUGCUAAUUUAAG
Capra hircus (goat) is the source of this 6585-nucleotide messenger RNA. It is a transcript of the gene KIF27, whose product is annotated as kinesin family member 27. Gene Ontology annotation, molecular function: microtubule motor activity; microtubule binding; ATP binding. The transcript is spliced from 18 exons. The record is from RefSeq and is a predicted model, not a curated record. Gene Ontology annotation, biological process: microtubule-based movement; mitotic spindle organization. NCBI's taxonomy places the organism in Eukaryota, Metazoa, Chordata, Mammalia, Artiodactyla, Bovidae. The coding region runs from base 281 to 4468 and encodes 1395 amino acids.